Messenger RNA from Ictalurus furcatus (blue catfish), 2326 nucleotides. RefSeq names its product MRN complex interacting protein (gene mrnip). The record is from RefSeq and is a predicted model, not a curated record. NCBI's taxonomy places the organism in Eukaryota, Metazoa, Chordata, Actinopteri, Siluriformes, Ictaluridae. Bases 1129 to 2274 code for a protein of 381 amino acids. Gene Ontology annotation, biological process: mitotic G2 DNA damage checkpoint signaling. The transcript has 6 exons. Gene Ontology annotation, molecular function: chromatin binding. Gene Ontology annotation, cellular component: nucleus.
UUCUCAUGAGGAAUUACAAGGAUGGUCUGGUAUUUCUCUUUCACCCAUUGAAAACAAUAUGUAACAAUCUAGUCACUUAUUAUAUUAGUUUUUCCAAUAACCGGCCCCAAAACACCACCUAGAGCAGUGGGGGCCGCCAGGGGGCGCCCGGGGGGCCUCAACAAUUUGGUGUGAAAAAUAAAUAAAUACAUGAUUCUCACUCUCAGACAACCACACACACACAAUCAAAUCCUAAUGUAAUGUAAAGAUGAAAGAGGUGAUUAUUAAUAAUAAUUAAAAAAAAAAGGGGGAUAUAUUCAGAAGUCUGUAUUUUUAAUGUGUUUUAAAGACACCUCCAGGGUCCGAGGUUUGAGUCCCGCUGGGGCCAUGUGUGUGCGGAGUUUGUAUGUUCUCCUUGUGCUGCGGGGGUUUCCUCCGGGUACUCCGGUUUCCUCCCGCAGUCCAAAGACAUGCACGGUAGACUGAUCGGCAUGUCCGAAAUGUCCGUAGUGAAUGAAUGGGUGUAUGAACGUGUAUGUGAUUGUGCCCUGUGAUGGAUUGGUACCCUGUCCAGGGUGUACCCCGCCUUGUGCCCGAUGCUCCCUGGGAUAGGCUCCAGGGUCCCUGCGACCCUGAAGUAUAAGCGGUGUAGAAGAUGGAUGGAUGGAUGGAUGGAUUUCAAUGUCUGAACAAGUAGGAAAACGUUUUUGUGAUUUAUGUGAGGUGUAUUUUGUCUUGUAACGUGUUUAUUUACCAAAAUAUAGAAUUCUUAUUUGCUUGUUACAUGAAUAUGCAAUAACGUGAUUUAUAAUGUAAAUGUUUUUUAAGCCAAACUGUUAGAUAUCAAUGACUGUGUGGUAGAGAUACCGAAGCUUGUCGAGUUCAUUAAACAUCAGUGCGUCGUGCCGAUGACGUAACGACGUGAUGACGUAACGGCGUAAUGACGCAUUCCGUCCCGCGCGAUUUACAAAUGCCGGAAGAGUUGAUAAUACCAAACACUAUAUAAAAAAACAACAACAACAACCCAACAAGAGUUCAGCUUUUCGUCUGAUUAGAAGAGGUUAAUACCAGGAUGGUACAAGAGUUUCAUGUAUUGAGGUGCUUUUCUUGUCGGACAUUUCAAGUACAACAGGUCAAGAAGAGCAAAAAAUGGAGCUGCAAGCUGUGUGGGGAGAAACAGUCGCUUAUCAAGGUAAAGUCUCUUUCAUUUCAUUUCAUUUCAUUUCAUUCAUUUGGACGAGGCUUUUGUCACGUUCCUCUGGCUCGGUAUUUGUUUCGUUGCAGGAAUACGGCAGAGGAACCGGUGCGGACUGCAGACGCCACGUACAGAAACUGAAUUCGUUGCGCGGAGAACUGCUAGAGGUAGAAACCGAAAGAGCCCGGACUCGGUGGGAGGAGGAGGAGGAGGAGUGCGGAGUCGAAGUCGGCCCUGGAGAUGAGACUCAAAAUUUGGAGCAGAAGACACGGGUCGUAAGCCGCUGGAGUAAAUAUGUGGACCAGGGAGAGAAUGGGCCAGAAGGUGAUGAUGAGCAUCAGGAGGAAGAAGAGAACGUUUACACAGACAUGGAGCAGUGCCGUCAGCGUAACAUCAGAAAAAGGAAGAAAAGCUGUACUUCAGGGGAUGCUCGUGGACGCGGUACUGCCGGCGGAGAUGAGGACGCGGACGCUGCUCGUUGUGGGGCUAUGCGACUGCCGUCUCAGCCUCGUCGGCAUGGCGACACCGUCAAACCGUCGCCUCUGGUAUCGCACUCUUCAAGAGGAUUCCCACGCACCAGUACAAGCCAGAGAACUGAUGCUCUUUGUUGUUCUCCGGCUGCAUCAGUGGGCUCGGAACACAUUAGCGCAUAUGAUGGUUCCCAGUCCUCCACUGGAGCAGAUAAGCAGUCUUCUGCAGAGUUAAGCACCAUGCCUCUUAAGCCCUCGGUUCCCGUAAGCAGUUUCUCUGCGACAUCAUCCUUUCAUCAGCAUCCCACCCAAUCUAAACCGCAAGCCAAGGACUCCAAGUGGGCCCGAUUUCUUCCGUCCGUGUGCGUCGAAGACGACAAGGACGAGGUUCCACUUCAAAACACCGGAAGCCGGAUGAGCAGUGGUGGGAGCGAAGGAGCUCUGGUGGCUGAAGUGUUUAGUGUGGAGAAAUGUAGGGCUGGAAAUGUGGACAAACUGCCUAGCAGUCCAAACAUCACCUCAAGACCUGUUGGCUCUCACAAGCCACUACCUACCGCUAAAAGACCGUGUCCCGCCCUUUCUUUUAACACAUUAUUCCAUACAAAUGAGGACUUUGACGACACGUAUUAAUCCUUCACUAUUGGUCAGUGAACUAUUGGUGGUGUACUUUACAGUAGAAAUG